This is a messenger RNA of Tachysurus fulvidraco (yellow catfish), 2748 nucleotides long. It is a transcript of the gene peli1a, whose product is annotated as pellino E3 ubiquitin protein ligase 1a. Lineage: Eukaryota; Metazoa; Chordata; Actinopteri; Siluriformes; Bagridae. The record is from RefSeq and is a predicted model, not a curated record. The transcript is spliced from 7 exons. Gene Ontology annotation, biological process: protein K48-linked ubiquitination; regulation of Toll signaling pathway. Gene Ontology annotation, molecular function: protein binding; ubiquitin protein ligase activity. The coding region runs from base 196 to 1479 and encodes 427 amino acids.
CUGGCUACCUGAGCUGGUUGUGUUCACGCACGCGCGCGUGUGUCGGUGUGUGUGUGUCGGUGUGUGUGUGUCGGUGUGUCGGGACAGAAGCUGGAGCUGUGUGUAACUGAGGUCAGAGAGAAGAGGAGCUCCAGCUGUAACAGUCGGUGAGCUGUGACUACCGAGCAAUGAGAACACACUGACACACAGGGAAAGAUGCUCAGCUUGGAGGAGGAGCCCGUCAAAUACGGAGAACUCGUCGUCCUCGGGUGUAAUGGCUCAUUCCCAGGAGGCAGAAGGAAGAGUCGCUUCAGUCUCUACAGACGAAACAAAGCUAAUGGAGUCAAACCAGGAACUGUUCAUCUCCCCUGCAGUCCAGAGGCAGCCAAGGUGAUCAGUAAUAACAAUCAGCACAGCGUGUCUUACACACUGUCGAGCGCUGAGACCGUGGUGGUGGAAUAUACAGAUGACAAUGAGACUGACAUGUUUCAGAUCGGUAGAUGCAGUGAGAGCCAAAUUGACAUUGUGGUGGCGAACCCACUGGGCCACUGUAAAGGACACUCGGGUUCCUUCCAGAGUACCAUCUCUCGGUUUGCGUGUCGGAUUGUGUGUGAGCGUGCUCCACCCUACACCGCCCGAGUGUACGCUGCCGGCUUCGACUGCUCCAGGAACAUCUUUCUCGGAGAGAAGGCGGCUAAGUGGCGUUCACCCGGCGGUCAGAUGGACGGUUUGACCACUAACGGAAUUCUGGUUAUGCGGCCGAAAGGCGAGUUUACUGGCUCGUGUGAGCCUGGAGUGUGGAGAGAGAUCUCGGUCUGUGGCAACGUUCACACACUCCGAAUGACCAGAGCUGCUCAGAGCAAAGGCCAGCAGGUGAUGGAUGAGUCUCAGGUGCUGUUGGAUGGAUCUCUGAUCGAUCUGUGUGGUGUGACCCUGCUCUGGCGCUCUGCAGCGGCGCUCUCGCGCUCUCCGGGACCAGAACACUUGGAGGAGCUGCGGGUGAAGCUGAAUGCUGCACGUCCACAUUGUCCUGUCCUGCUGCACACGCUGGCCUUCCCCAGUCUGGACAAAACUGAAUGCCAUCAGCCGCAGCAACCCUGGGCCUACCUGUACUGUGGCCACGUGCACGGCUUCCACCCGUGGCGGGGCAGAGGGACGGCCAUCAAGCACGAGGAAGAGAAGGAGGAGAAUGAAGAGGAUUUUGUGAAGGGAGCAAGGGAAAGUGACAAGGACAGGGAGUGCCCUCUGUGUCGGGCUCGAGGCCUGUAUGUGGCGUUGACGCUGGGUCGUGAGUCGCGGCUCUGUGUGGACACAGGCCCUCCAUCUUAUGCCUUUGUGCCAUGUGGUCACGUCUGCUCAGAGGCCACUGUAGUGUACUGGAGUAAAACUCCGCUGCCCUGCGGUGCCAGUUCUUUUUACCCAGCUUGCCCCUUCUGCAUGAAGCAGCUAGCACGAGACAGACCCUACGUCAGGCUCAUCUUUCAGGGAGCGCCAGACUGAGCGCCCAUGUAUGUGAUAUGAAUUUGGACAGCGUUCUUCACUGCCUGACCGACUGCUGCUCAAAUCUGAAUGGUAUCGCUCUCACUGCUUCUCUGGCCCUGUCUUAUUUUGCUUCAGGAAGUCAUAAACCCUUAACAUGAAACAGCACUUUCCAUUCCAAAAGACAACAUUAACGUGUCGCUGCUGUAGACAGACUGCACUGUUAACACAGGAGUGUGUAAAUGUUUAUUUAUCUAUCAAUAUAAAUAUAAGUAAGCGGCCAAGUAUUUAUCUACUGACCAAUACCAAGUCCUGCCGAACUACACAUGGUCCAGCUUCUGAAAAAUUAGCGAGAUGAACACUGCUGAUGUCAUCCAUACAAAAUGACCCUCGAGGUUCAGAAACUUGAGGUUCAUCAUGUGUUUUAGAAUGAUAAAAGCUAACAGCUAAUCAACCUAGCCAUUGGACUAUUUAUUUAUGACGAUCUUAAUGUAAGAUUAGCCUUCUAUUUUACGAUAUGAUUAGUUAGCUGGCUAAUUGGAGUUACUCCAAUGUAACGUUAGCUAGCUUAACUCUCAGUCUGAUUGUUGUUGCUCUCUUGCUAACAUCCUUCUUCUAUUUCAGCUAACAUUUUAAUAACUAGGUUGUAUCUGUCCAAGGAAAAUUAUGAGGCAAUGGUGGCUAGCAGAGCCGCCAAUCACAUAAGCCAGGGCUUGCAAUUGGUCAAAUGUGUGUAUAUAUAUAUAUAUAUAUAUAUAUAUAUAUAUAUAUAUAUAUAUAUAUAUAUAUAUAUAUAUAAAAUACAUUUUGUUUGGACUCACUAAAUAUUCAGCACUGAGUGAUAUACAGGUACAAAUUACAGCCACAUGGUAAGGCUUUGACUGUUAAAGUGAAAAAUUGCUGAUGAAGGGUGUGUCGAGUGAAAUGUACAGUUUCUUAAAUCUUCUGUGGCAUUUACUCAAACUGUACAGACACUUCAGUAGACCUGGUCAUCACGGUAUUGUGUUUGGUUCAUUACUACACUCUGUAAAAGGCACUUACUGCUUAAAAAUUCAACAAUCUGUACCUUUGGUGCUUGGACCCUGUCAUCGCUGCUUGCAAUUAUCUUAUUUCGUCUUGUUGCAGUUUAUCGUUUUUUGGUUGUUUUUUUUUUUCAUUCCAAAGUAUGACAUGACUCUGAACUUUUCUAUGUUUAAUAUUAACUAUGCUGAAACACACUACAGCCUAACUAUUUUACAUUUUUGACUCUGGGGCAUUUUUAAAAAAAUAAAGUUUAAUGGUAAAAACCUG